Molecule: messenger RNA, 956 nt
Organism: Cornus florida
Lineage: Eukaryota; Viridiplantae; Streptophyta; Magnoliopsida; Cornales; Cornaceae
Product: glyoxylase I 4-like
Exons: 3
Coding region: 89-661 (190 amino acids)
Molecular function (GO): metal ion binding; lactoylglutathione lyase activity
Source: RefSeq, a predicted model, not a curated record
AGGAAGGUUGAGGAAGAAGAGUGAGAUUGGAGAGAUUAGAUAUAUAAGCAAAUAUACAGUGUAUAUAUAUAUACAGAGAGAGAGAGAGAUGGAGAUAGAGGAAGUAAACAGCUGUGAGUCACUCCCACUUCUGUCACUAAACCAUGUUUCUUUGUUGGUCAGAUCAGUGUGGACUUCUGUUAGGUUCUAUGAAGACGUCUUGGGCUUUUUCUCCAUCAAAAGACCCUCUUCUUUCAAUUUCCAUGGAGCUUGGUUAUUCAAUUACGGGAUUGGGAUACACUUUCUCGAGAAUGAGUCCAUUGACGACGAGUAUGACACAAACAACGAACCACGACCCAUUAAUCCUAAGGAUAAUCACAUAUCCUUUCAAUGCACUGACGUGGGACUCGUUAAGAGGAGACUGAAAGACAUGGGAAUGAAAUAUGUGACUGCUGUAGUAGAGGAAGACGGGAUCAUGGUGGAUCAAGUGUUCUUCCAUGACCCGGACGGGUACAUGAUUGAAAUAUGUAACUGUGAUAACAUACCGGUCCUUCCCAUCUCUUCUUGCCCAUUCAAGCUCAGGGACGGAAGCUAUAAGAAGAUGGGGGUGACCAAGUGUGGAUUGAUGGAGAAUGUGAUGAUGGAGAGCUUGAGCAUGGACAUGAUGAACUUCUCAUUCUAAGUUUGGGAUUGUUUUGUACCCUUCUCUUUGCAAUGCUUUGUGAUUUAAAGAAAAAAGGAAAAAAGAAAAAAUCAAUUAUUAUGUUGCUAUUAUAUUUGUGUUACAGGUUUUCAGGGUUUGGGGUUUUCAAUUGAUUGGAGAGCAUUAUUGUUCUGUUUUGUGGUGAGACACAUUGUAAGAUUGAAUCAAUGAAAUGUACGUACUUUAUGCUCUGUAUCCCUCGAGUGUCGAUGUGGACACAUCUAAAAUAUGUAAUUGAAACUGGGAUGAAAUAAAAUAAAGACACGGAUGAACA